Molecule: messenger RNA, 2427 nt
Organism: Suillus plorans
Lineage: Eukaryota; Fungi; Basidiomycota; Agaricomycetes; Boletales; Suillaceae
Exons: 7
Coding region: 1-2427 (808 amino acids)
Source: RefSeq, a predicted model, not a curated record
AUGGCACCACCCACCAAAUAUUCUGCCGAGCAGAUCGAGUUUAUGGCGACAUUCCACAAUCAAUUCCUUGAAUGUAAGGCCAACAGAAAUUACGAACCUCUGUGGAAUCCCUUUUUUGAGGCAUGGGGAGCAAGGUUUCCAGAGUGUGCUGUAGUCUUCAAAGACAUUCCACUCGAUGUCGACUUAACCGAGGAACAGUCUACUGUGCUGUCAGAAGCCUGGGCAUUGCGUCAACAGCGCCUCAUGGAGAAAUUCCGUAAUGAUUUGGGUACGUCAAAAGCGGGUCAGCGGGCGAAUGGACAGCACACUGCCACAGUCAACAAGAUGAUUAAGAAUAUCAUGAAGGGCUCGACGGACAAACCCACUUGUGUCUUGAAACCAUGGGAAAUGUGCUCAAAAACACACUAUACGAAAGCCAAAGAUGCGGUGAAGACUGAGCAGGAAGAGUUAAAAAAAGUGCCAUUUGCUGAGCCGGCUAAAAAGACUACCCUGGGUAUCGUUAAGCGGCAUCUCAAAGCCACUUUCGACAAUGAGUCUGAGGAAGUAAAGGCAGAGGUCCUUGCUGCUAUUGAGGCAAUGAAGGAGGCGAAAUGUGCAGAAAUAGAGGAAGCAAAGAAGCAGGAUCACAAUAAGGAUGUCAUGUGCAGCUACAUAUCCAAAAUCGCUGUGAUUCUGACCCAGUUCUUCGAGGAGUUGCACGAAAUGACAGAUUGGGUAUUCACGGUACUCAUGGGCGGGCCAGAUCCUGCUGCAGGUGGGACACUUGAUAUCAGUAGUUUUCAUGUUGGUACAAUGAAACUGGGCAACCAGUUCAGUCAAGCCUAUCCCCAAUUCUCGCAGAACAUUAUGGUGCCUUACACGCAGUUUGUAGAACGCGUUUUUCCCAACACAGCCACUCCGGUCAUCGCUUCUGGAUCUUCAUCUACUGUCCAAUCACCCUCUGAUAUAUCAACACCUACCACUUUAAAUACCACAACUGCCACGUCUGAUGCAUUGUUUGACUCACGGCUUUCUUCUCUCACGGAAGACGUCGACAUUCCAUUCUUCUCCGAGCCUUACGCAUCUCUGCCACAAAUGGACAUGGAUGACACAUUGCAGCCAUCACUUCCCGUUCUUCCGAUGCCUCUGCAACCUCUGCAAGACUUGGAGAUGAUGCACAGUUUCAAUCUGUUUCUGCAGGACCCAUCCAUUCUCGAACAAGACCCACCUAUCCUCGAACAAGACCUUGCCCCGCAACACUCGCUACCGAUUAUCGCGUCACCACCACGAAUUCAUCAAACACAAAACUCAUUGAUUCUUACAGAUGAACCUGCUACUACCCCAAAUGAAGCUGGAGCGCAGCCGCAGCCUUAUCACACUACAAAUCCCACCUUCACCUUCACCUUCCCUAUCUCCACUCCACCACCCUCCCAGGCGCCUUCAUUGACAACCCGCAUUCUAUCAGGUACAACGCCACCUGCCGGUGCACUCCCCACCCAAACUCUGACACCUCUGUCUGAUGCUGCCCCAAGAGGACCCCCUUCUGACACAGGCAAGAAGCGCGCAUGUGAAUCUGAAAGAGAGCGGUUGAAUUUGCUUGCGUGUGUCUUCUUGACAUAUUGGAACUUGUGGAAUCGGGUGAUGCAGUUUCCUGAGUCCAGCCCCAAAUACCAUCUUGCUAGGGACAUGGUCCCUUACCUCAAGUCUCUCUCUACUGUCCCUUCAUAUCAUUGUCUUCUUACUGCGGUUCAAAAGCUUCCGCAAAGAACAGAUUCAAAGUCAAGGAAACAGCAUCUUCCUGUCUGGGCUUCUUGGACAUGGUCUCAGGCAUAUCUGCCUCAAGACAUCCAUGAGGAUAUGAAAACCACCUCAGUCACCCUGGAGCAUUUGAGUAACUACCAGUUCGAUUCUCGUGGAUGGGGCAUGGUUGUGGCCCUGGGACUUGGACUCCUACUUCGUGAGUGUCGUCGUGCUCAGGAAUAUGAAGCCGACGAAGCUGGAGAUGAUGUACCUGACUACUUGGGUAACUCUAUCUUAGGCAUCCAGAUGGGCGACCAGAUUGAGGAAAAGGUUGUAGAGAUAGGGGCAGAAGUUGAAGCCAUGCUGAAAGAUGAGAGCCUGGGGUUGUCUAUUGUGAGGAAAGACAUUGAGAAGAGGUGUUCAGAGGAGAAAAGGAAGUUGAAGGAGAAAAGGAGAGUCGAGGAGGAGAAGAGGGCUGAGGAGGAGAAGAGGGCCGAGGAGGAGAAGAGGGUCGAGGAAGAAGAAAGAUUGGCUAAGCAAGCAAGCAAGGUGGACAAGAGGGUGAGGAAAUCCAAUGCUAAAGAGAAGGGUAAGAGGCCUGCUGCAGAUGUGGAGGAACCAUCCAAGAAAAAGGUGAAAGCUUCCCCUCCUGAUCCACCUCGUCGUUCUGCCAGAGACAAAGCACCUCCAAAGAAGUACAAUGUCUGA